Molecule: messenger RNA, 7636 nt
Organism: Petromyzon marinus (sea lamprey)
Lineage: Eukaryota; Metazoa; Chordata; Hyperoartia; Petromyzontiformes; Petromyzontidae
Gene: NPC1
Product: NPC intracellular cholesterol transporter 1
Biological process (GO): intestinal cholesterol absorption; cholesterol homeostasis; sterol transport
Cellular component (GO): plasma membrane
Molecular function (GO): lipid carrier activity; cholesterol binding
Source: RefSeq, a predicted model, not a curated record
CGCCACGUGACGUCAUCACGCCAACGCGUUAACUAGGGCGUGACGCAAUCGCGUACGCACGCCGCGAGUGAAGGAAGAAGAGAUCUGCGGAGACGGAGAUCGCGGCGGCGGCGGUAGGAGGCGGCAGGAGACGGCAUGGCUCGGCUCGCUUGGCUCGCACUCGGGGUCGCUCUGCUCGCGGCGGCCACGGCGGUGACGCGAGGCUUGGAACAAGAUAGGAACCAGGUGCACUUGCCCGAUUACUGUGUGUGGUACGGAGAGUGUGGAUUGAAUCCACAAACCCAGAAGGCUUACAACUGCUUCUACAAUGGCACGGCUAAGCCUCUUCCUCACGAAGGCUACGAACUCCUCAAGGAGCUGUGUCCCAGCAUGGUGCAGGAGAACGUGUCCACGUGCUGCAACGUUAAGCAGCUGAGAACCCUCAAGGAGAACAUGGCGUUGCCCUUGCAGUUCCUGUCCAGAUGCCCCUCCUGCUUCUACAACUUAAUGACCUUUUACUGUGAGCUGACGUGCAGCGUCAACCAGAGCACUUUCCUCAACGUCACACAGACCGAAUACUCCAACACCACAGGAACGAGCAUCACCAGACUUCAGUACUACAUCUCUAAAACCUUUGCAAAUGGGAUGUUCAACUCGUGCAAGGACGUGACGUCGCCCUCCAGCAACGACAAGGCCCUGGGGCUGCUGUGUGGGCGCGACGCCAAGGACUGCAAUGCCACUAAUUGGAUUGAGUACAUGUGCAGCACGAGCAAUGGGCAGACCCCCUUCCAGAUCGACCCCGUCUUCACCGACGCGCCGGAGGACCCCAUGGUGCCCAUGAACGUAGCAACACUCGGCUGUAACAAGUCUGUGGAUGAUGACACGGGGCCGUGCUCUUGCCAAGACUGUGCGUUGAUGUGUGGGCCCAAGCCACAGCCACCCCCCACCCCUCCUCCUUGGACCAUCUUUGGCUUGGAUGCAAUGGUUGUCAUCAUGGUCCUCAGCUACAUGUCAUUCCUCUGGAUCUUCUUAAGCAUCGUCGUCUGCAUGUUCUGCUAUUACAGCAAUCCCGUGGGGGCCGAGUCGGACUAUGGUCCCAUCUCGCACACCACCAAAGCGAGCAACACCAUCAACGGAGACCCCAGCCCCAACGCCCAGAGCGUGUCGCUGUUCGAGCGCCUGGGAGAGCGGUUUGAGAGCUCCCUGCGCGAGGGGUUUGCGCGCUGGGGCGCCACCUGCGUGCUGCACCCGUUGCCCGUGCUGCUCUGCUCGCUGGUGCUCGUGGCCGUGUGCUCAGCGGGGCUCGCCCUGAUGACCAUCACCACCGACCCCGUGGAGCUGUGGUCAGCGCCCAGCAGCCAGGCUCGCCGCGAGAAGGACUACUUCGACUCGAAGUUCGGGCCCUUCUUCCGCACGGAGCAGCUGAUCAUACAGGCCAUUGAUAUGAACUCGUCCACCUACUCUCCUUACCCAUCGGGAAAUGCUGUGCCGUUUGGUCCACCUCUCGGCCUGGACAUUCUCUUCCAGGUGCUGGACCUGCAAACAGCAGUGGAGAUGAUGGAAGUGCCCCACAAUGGAACCAAAGUCACACUUAAGGACAUCUGCCUUGCCCCACUGGCACCCACCAACAACAACUGCACCAUCAUCAGCGUACUCAACUACUUCCAGAACAGCUACAAGCAGCUAAAUCGUACCGUGGGUGAUGAUUUCUUCGUCUGGGCCGACUAUCACUCUCACUUUCUCUACUGCGUACGUGCUCCGACUUCAGUGAAUGACACGACCCCGCUGCACGAUCCCUGUCUGGGCACGUUUGGGGGCCCUGUGUUCCCGUGGCUCGCUCUGGGAGGCUAUGACGGUGAUAAUUACAACAACGCCACGGCCCUGGUCAUAACCUUCCCUGUUGUCAACUACCACAACAACUCGGAAAAGAUGGCUGCUAUUUUGGCAUGGGAACAAGGGUUCAUUGAUCUGGUGAAAAACUACAACAACCCCAAUCUGAGCAUCGUCUACUCGGCGGAACGCAGCAUUGAGGACGAGAUCAACCGGGAGAGCACUGGCGACGUGCGCACGGUGCUCAUCAGCUACGCCGUCAUGUUCGUGUACAUCUCUCUUGCACUGGGACACAUCCGGAGCAUCUUCACGCUGGCGGUUGACUCAAAGAUCUCACUGGCCAUGGCAGGGAUCGCCAUUGUCCUCUGCUCCGUGUCUUCCUCUCUGGGCAUCUUCAGUUACGCGGGCAUCCCACUUACACUCAUCGUCAUAGAGGUCAUCCCCUUCCUCGUGCUGGCCGUCGGCGUGGACAACAUAUUCAUCCUCGUGCAGGCUUACCAGAGAGACGAACGCCGUGCGGAAGAGAAGGCACAUGAGCAGAUUGGCCGGAUCCUGGGAGAUAUUGCUCCAAGCAUGCUGCUGACCUCCACUUCGGAGACCUUGGCCUUCUUUCUGGGCGCCUUGUCCGAUAUGCCGGCUGUGCGCACCUUCUCGCUGUUUGCUGGCAUGGCUGUGCUCAUCGACUUCCUGCUGCAGGUCACCUGCUUCGUCAGCCUCAUGGGCCUCGAUGCGCGGAGGCAGGAGGAGGGUCAUUUCGAUAUCGUGUGCUGCUUGAAGACCAGCGUUCCUCCGCCGGAUGAGAGUCAGCACGGCCUGCUAUUCCGGUUUUUCAAGAAUCUCUUUGCUCCCGUGCUGCUGAGCGAGUGUGUGCGGCCUGUUGUGAUGUCGGUGUUUGUGGCGGCGCUUGCCUUCAGUGUGGCUGUCGUCAACAAGAUUGAAAUCGGUCUGGACCAGAGGCUCUCCAUGCCUGAUGAUUCUUACGUGUUGACGUACUUCACCGCGUUGAACCGUUUCCUGCACUCGGGCCCGCCGGUGUACUUUGUGGUGGAGGACGGUCACGACUACUUGACCCUGGAGGGACAGAACGUCAUCUGCGGAGGGGUCGGCUGCAACAACAACUCGCUGGUGGAGCAGCUCUACCUCGCUGCGCAGCUGCCCAACUACACCAGGAUUGGCUACGCUCCGUCCUCUUGGAUCGAUGAUUACUUUGAUUGGGUGAAGCCACAGUCCAGCUGCUGCAGAGUGUUUAACUCCACUGGGGACUUCUGCAAUGCAAGCCUGCCCGGCCCGGAUUGCGUUCCCUGCCGUCCACUCACGCGAGAGGGAAAGCAGCGACCGCUUGGCGAUAACUUUACUCACUUCCUGCCCAUGUUCCUCUCCGACAACCCAAGCAUGUAUUGUGCAAAAGGGGGACACGCAGCGUAUGGCAGUGCAGUGUCGGUGAAUGGCUCCCACGUUGGCGCCACCUACUUCAUGAGCUACCACACCAUCCUCACUGAGUCAGGGGACUUCAUUGCUGCCUUGAGGAACGCUCGCACCAUCGCCACCAACAUCACAGCCGCCCUUGGCCCCACGCUGUCAAAAUACAGGGUCUUCGCAUACAGCGUUUUUUACGUCUUCUACGAGCAGUACCUGACCAUUGUAAACGACACGGUGUUCAACCUGAGCCUGUCGCUGGGAGCCGUCUUCCUGGUCUCCAUCCUGCUCCUGGGCUUGGAGGUGUGGUCGGCGCUCACCUUGACCCUCACCAUCGCCAUGAUCCUUACCGACAUGCUGGGCGUCAUGUGGCUGUGGGGCAUCAGCCUCAACGCCGUGUCUCUUGUCAACCUCGUCAUGUGUGUGGGGAUAUCGGUGGAGUUCUGCAGUCACAUCGUGCGUGCGUUCUCAGUCAGCACUCAGCCCACCCGCGCACUGCGCGCCAAGGAGGCUCUGGCUCACAUGGGUAGCUCGGUGUUCAGCGGCAUCACGGUGACCAAGUUUGGUGGGAUUGUAGUGCUGGCCUUCUCCAAGUCGCAGAUAUUCAAGAUCUUCUAUUUCCGCAUGUACCUCUCCAUGGUGCUGCUGGGGGCAGCUCACGGACUUAUAUUCCUGCCCGUCUUGCUCAGCUAUGUUGGUGCGCCGGUGAACAAGGCCAAAGUGUUGGCUGCCCUGGAGAGGAGGAAGGGCACCGAGAGGGAGUCCCUGGCAGGCUCCUCCGUUCGGACUCGCUUCUCCGUAGGAGGGUGGUAUUAAUGCCUGGAGCCUUGCGCGCACACACACAAACACGGCUGGAAACAUGCACAAACGUGUGGUGGCCCUACAGGCAGAUGCUUCACACAGACAGGCACGCACGUGAUACACUGUGACACUCGGAUGGGUGAAAACUGAAAAUCAAGUUGUACGCGCAUGGGGGUGCGUAUGACCGAUUACAUUAAGCAACAGAUCUAAAGCACGCAAGCUGACUUCUCAUUCGCAAAUUACACAGAAUUGGAUGUGCAUUACAGUCUACGCCUGUCCACAAUUAUCAUGCCCUGCACGCAGGCACUGGGUAGACUUUGUUGUGCAUGUGCACACUAAGUCUCUGCAUUAUUCACACGUAAGUUAUUACAACAUUUUACCUUUAAAUAAAGUUUUGCAACACAUUUUUUAAGCUUACAUUUAUGCACUUAAAUACAAAGUAUCCUGAUAGCUAAUGCACGCUGGAGAAGUACAGUAAAAAUAUAGUUUCUAAAUGAAUGAUAAAAGUAUUAAAUUGGAAUCCCUACUCUUUGGUUCUUUCGGGAAAGUCACGUAGAUAGAAAAUUAAUAGAUCACGUUUCGAUCGCAACACAAGCAAACGUCAUCUGGUGAAACAAACACAGCAGGAGAACUUGCUGACGUAGGUGGUGAUGAUAGCAUUGUGAAGACAUUGGAGCGUGAGGAAAUGCAAAACCACCCGUGUACUGAAGUUUUAAUAUUGUAUUUUGAAUUGCUACGCCUAACUCGUGUUUAUAUUUUGUGCACUGUGGAUAUCUUAAGACGAUGAAGAACAAUGCGGCAGUGCAAUUGAGCUACUGUUAGUGUAGCGUUGUGGACAAGUUACACGUCUGGCAAUAGGACAAAGCAAGUUUAUGUUAAAUGCUGAAUAGGCUCGAACUUGGAAGUUUAAUUUGUCCUGAAUCCAGUUUUAAAUCUUUAAUAGGAAAGCAGCUUGUGGAAGGCCGUCCCAGCCUCCCCCUUCCCCAUACUUAAUCAUGCUGAUUGUGAUUGCUGCUAAUUUAAAGCAGUUUGUUAAAAUUGCAUCAUUGAUACUCGGUUAUUGUUAAGAGGGCACGAGGUGUUUUGAUCCACUUCACGAUCGUAUUCGUCUUAACAUGCAAUGACUGGAAACAUGUUGAGCAUUGCAGACUUUAUUAAGUUGCGUGCAAAGUUCAUCUCAAAAGUGGUUUUUAUUUAUUAAUAUUGGCAAAUGUAAUCGAUCUGAAUCCAGAGAUUAUAUUAGCUUUCAGACCUGGGCUCAGUCGCUCUUGCGUACGUUUGAGAUUCCUCAAUUCUGCAACGAGCGAGGAGAGCGUACAAUAAUUUGAGACGCGCCGAUUGUUUGUUUGCGAAUCCUUGAUAUACAUCUUGAUUACCUCCUAAAAUACUCUAAAUUUGCCUUCCUAAUGUUUGAGGCUCAUUUAUCUUUAACUGCAUUCCUUUGCAAUAUUAGCAUGUGGUGAAGUAACUUAGGGCGCACGUUUAAACACACGCUUGUAUAAUUGUUGAACAGCAAGUAAAUUGGAUUCCACGUGUUGUAGCUGUGCCUCCUCAAUAACAUAGCUAUUCACUUGCGCUAAUUCACACGUAGUUGUUUAUUGGAUGAUUGCAAAAUGUGGAAAACUUGCCGAAAUAAUUUAAAUGAAAAAUGUUCAAAGUUGCUAUAUAGUAUUGUGUAGCUUCUCGUUAUGGGUUAAAAUACUGUGGUGCACUAACUUGCCUUUAGAAAACUGCACGCGGACACUGGAUGCUUACAUCACAAAGUAAAUGAAUUGCAAUUACUUGCUUAUGGUAGAUUCUACACAAAGGUGUGCUUGUGGUUCAUUGUUCAAAAGAGGACAAGGAGGUUUGGCUGUCGCUGACAGGUGGGAAGGCAUCUGCUUAUGAGGGAGGGUGCAGAGGAGGGUCGUGGAGAAGAGGAUACGUCAGGAUAGUGUGGGGUCAGAGUAGUGGAUGGUCACAGAAAUAUGAACAACACCCACGAAGAUAAAUCGGCACGUGCGUUUAACUCCCCGUGCAAUUGAGUUACAGCGAAGCGGUAGUUUGGUGUAUCGCACAGUUUAAGUGCAAGUGUUCCAGUACAUUUUAACCACAUUUUCCUUGCUUAUUAGCAUGACUUGCGGGUAAUGAACUGUUGUACCUUGCUUCCUUGUUCACAAACAACUCCACUGGUAUUCAGGCAAUAUAUGCAAUAUUUACAACAUGAAAACAACACUGGAAUUUCCCAUACCCAGGCUUGUAAUGGAAUGAAGUUCAUUGAUGUUGCUCUGCAGAUGCAUUUAAUCUACAUGAAUUAUAUUGGCUCUCAAAGAGACGUGCCAUUGCGUGUGUUUAGGUGAUGCUGCAAGUCAAUGUAGCGGACAUGCAAAUUCAUCAGUGUUCAUUGCCCUGUCGCUGGGGUUUGUGCGUUGUCUUUGUAGGUUCUACAGCCACAGCUUUACCAAGCCAUUCGAGGGACUGCUGGUUGAUAGUUAACUGGUAAUUACACAAUAACCAACAUAGCAAAUUGAGACGAACAACUUAACCUAGAAUAUACCGAAUUAUAUUUAUUUUUUCUGCAUUUUGUAGGUAGUGGUGAAUGGUUGUGAACGGUCGUCAUCCGUUUGUGAUAUUCCAGAGAAUCCGAGGGGUUCAUUGAAGGGAUUUGUAACCAUUUUGUGUGUGGCCAAGGAAGCGGUGAAGGCGGUGUUGGAUUUUCGUUUAAUAAUGCAUUCCUGUGUUUCAUGUUGGGGAGACAUUACCAUUAAAACUAGUUUAGAUGUAAAUACUGAAAUGGUAAAUUGCUAAAACCUUCUUUUUGCUGUGAUUGAUCAUUUCUGAUCACACUCGGCUUGUGCCAGCACACACUGCAUAGGCGCGAAUGCUUUUGUAUUACAGUACUUCACUGCUUCGUCUUAUGUGAAGCGGUCUUAAGCGAAUCGUAAAAAUCAAUUGUUCCUGUGGCUGAAUUGACUACCCCCCCCCAAUCCCUUAGCUACUCUUUAUUUUAUUCGUAAGGGAGGGCAGAAAAUACCUUUACAUUUACGCUGUACUCGCUACAACGUUUUGGUCAUGGGACGACAUUGCACGACUCAACGGUUUCUUCUUCGUUUCAAACGGCAUCCAACAACUUGUGGGGGGUGUUGCCUGGUUGUGCAGCUGGGGAUCUGCAUUCCGGAUGGAUAUUUGCGCUAUCGGCACGUCUGUAAACCACCGAGCAUUGGGACUACAUGUUAAGCGCAAAGGAGGCUUUUGUCAUGGGACUAACCCACAUACGAUUGCAGGAGGGUGUGUGCCUUACCGACAUGUGCACGAGGAGCCUACAUGCCUGGCAAGGAGCCUUGCACCCCUUGCCAAGGUAUGUAGGCAUCAUGUCAAAUCGCUAGGCUAGACAGGGGUAGUAUUGCUUCUCUAAUUUUCCGUGUGGGAUUUAGCAGUUGAGCGACUAACAUUCCCCUGCCAGCAUCGCAAUAUGCGUCUCACCGCCCUGCGUGAAAUGUUUAAUUUCAUUGAAGCGGAUCCGUUUUGGCCGUGAGGAUAUUCUAAUGACAACUGUGCAUACACCCUUCGAUUCUGAUUUAGGAUAUUGUGGCAGUUUUUGUUUAAUAAAAAGGGCCUCGUGCAUUGGAAA